CUCCUUUUCCUCCUCCUCUUCCUCCUCCUAUUCCUCCUCCUGCUCCUCCACUUUUUACAACCGGGCAGCCGGGCACCGACCAGCCGACCGGUGGGGCGACUUACCUGGCGGGGAAAAACGUGCCAACAUGCCCGCAGAGCGGCUCCAGCCGGACCCGGGGUCGGUGGCUCCACUUCUGGGGGGAUUUACGCGCACGAGCGGCCGGAGACUUCCGGUGGACCCGAAGCGCAGAGGGCUGUGAGCGGGAGUCCGUCGGGAAAACUGGGAAAAAAACUUCCCACGGGGAGCAGAUUUGUGAUUUCGCUUAGAGGGCCAUGGCGCGGUGGAGGGGGCCACCCCGCCGCGCGCCGUGACGCGCCCGGGAGCGCGCGACCACGAGCCCGGAGAGUCCGGAUCAAAUCUCACUCCUUCUUAGAAAAGAAAUCUUCUUCUCGGUGGAUUUUGGCUCGCGCGUGGCUUUUCAUCUCGGGAGAUGUCUCCCGCCGCUGGUCUCCGUCCUGCUCCGGGUCGGACCGGGGUGGAGGAGGCGCAGUGAGGAUCCGGAUCGUCUGAGACUCCGUGGUUCCGUCAUGCAGCUCCUCCGGCCGGCCUGGGCUGUGGCCGCCGCCGCGCUCGGCUCCCUGCUGCUCCUGCUCCUCCACAGCCACAGCCAGAGAGAAGGUCAGCUGGCGGCGGGGACCUGUGAGAUCGUCACUCUGGACCGAGACGGCAGCCGGCCGAGGAGGACCGUCGCCCGCCAGACGGCGCGCUGCGCCUGCAGGGCGGGGCAGAGCGCCGGCACCACACGGGCCGGGCCGGCCUGCGUCGACGUUCACAUCGUGUGGACUCGACAGUGGUGUGAGAUGUCUCCGUGUCUGGAGGAUGAAGGUUGUGACCUCGUGGUCGGUCAGUCGGGUUGGACCUGCACGCAGCCGGGAGGCCGAAUCAAGACCACCACGGUCUCCUGACAGACACUCUCCAGAGAACGGCCAGUUCCCAUCGGCCACCGGCCGUCACGCCAAGCGGAGCAUCCGCCGCCGCCGUACCGACCGUCAGCGCAGAGGGGCGGCGUCACUUCCUGCCUCGCGCUCAUGAGGCGACCUGAGGAGAAAUAGACUUUUCUGCAAAGAAAAUGUUUAUUAUUUUCAAAAAGAUUUGGAAGAAUGAAAAAAAAGUGGA
Molecule: messenger RNA, 1158 nt
Organism: Pseudoliparis swirei
Lineage: Eukaryota; Metazoa; Chordata; Actinopteri; Perciformes; Liparidae
Product: chemokine-like protein TAFA-5
Exons: 4
Coding region: 570-947 (125 amino acids)
Biological process (GO): G protein-coupled receptor signaling pathway
Molecular function (GO): G protein-coupled receptor binding; receptor ligand activity
Source: RefSeq, a predicted model, not a curated record